UGUCAACAAAGCUUGGUGAGAAGGCUGGGCCCCAGGCUUCAAGGAAUUCUGCAGUUUACUGGACACUGAGGAUAGCGAAAUGGGUGCAUCAAGGCCACCAAGCACCCCUGCAUCAAAGAUUGAGCGCACACCGAUGUCGACACCAACACCUGGUGGCAGCUCUCGAGCCAAGGAGGAGAAGAUUUUUGUCACUGUGAGGGUGCGACCAUUGAGCAAGAAAGAGCUGGCCUUGAAGGACCAGGUGGCAUGGGAGUGCGCUGAUAACCAGACAAUUUUGUACAAGGGCCCCCCACAGGAUCGGGCUGCACCCACUUCUUACACUUUCGAUAAGGUGUUUGGGCCAGCUUCCCAGACAGAUGUAGUGUAUGAAGAGGGAGCUAAGGAUGUUGCUAUGUCUGCAUUGACAGGCAUUAAUGCCACCAUUUUUGCCUAUGGUCAAACCAGCAGUGGUAAGACAUUCACCAUGAGAGGCGUCACAGAGAGUGCUGUAAAUGAUAUAUACAGGCACAUAGAGAAUACUCCCGAGAGGGACUUCAUCAUCAAGAUAUCUGCUAUGGAAAUUUAUAACGAGAUUGUGAAGGAUCUUCUACGACCUGAGUCUACUAAUCUUCGCUUGUUAGAUGAUCCUGAGAAAGGAACCAUCGUGGAAAAACUGGAAGAAGAAAUUGCCAAAGAUAGCCAACAUCUUAGGCAUCUAAUCAGUAUUUGCGAAGAACAAAGACAGGUCGGGGAGACUGCACUAAAUGACACCAGUUCACGCUCCCACCAGAUCAUUAGGCUGACAGUUGAGAGUAGGCUCCGUGAAGUGUCAGGAUGUGUUAAAUCUUUUGUGGCUAAUCUGAAUUUUGUUGACCUUGCUGGAAGUGAACGAGCUGCACAAACACAUGCAGUUGGUGCAAGACUGAAAGAAGGUUGCCACAUAAAUCGGAGCUUACUGACUCUGACUACUGUCAUCAGAAAGCUAAGCUCGGAUAGAAGAGGUGGACACAUACCCUAUCGAGACUCAAAGUUGACGCGCAUUCUCCAACUUUCUUUGGGUGGAAAUGCAAGAACAGCCAUCAUUUGUACCAUGAGUCCAGCCCAAACACAUGUAGAACAAUCUAGAAAUACUCUAUUCUUUGCAACAUGUGCCAAGGAAGUUACGAAUAAUGCAAAAGUUAAUAUGGUGGUAUCAGAUAAGCAGUUGGUGAAGCACCUUCAGAUGGAAGUUGCUAGACUUGAAGCUGAACUGAGAACCCCUGAUCGUGCCUCCUCUUCUGAGAUAAUUAUAAUGGAAAGGGACAGGAAGAUUAGACAGAUGGAAAUAGAGAUGGAGGAACUCAAGCAGCAACGAGAUAAUGCACGGUCAAAACUUGUAGAAUUACAAAAGAAGAUGGGUGAUAACCAGCCAGGGUGGAAUCCUUUUGACUCGCCACAAAGGACACGAAAAUGCCUCACAUUUUCUGGAUCACUACAACCAAGUAACAAAAUGAAGAUGCGAAGCUCAGUUAGACAAUCAGCCACUGCUCCAUUUAUGUUAAAGCAUGAAAUUCGCAAGCUUGAGCAGCUGCAACAGCAGCUUGAGGUUGAAGCUAACCGUGCUAUUGAAGUACUGCACAAAGAAGUCGAAUGCCAUAAACAUGGCAAUCAAGAUGCAGCAGAAACUAUUGCUAAACUACAGGCUGAGAUAAGGGAGAUGCAAUCUGUUAGAACUGACAGAGAUGUUGAGAUGAUUACAGAUGAAGGAAAUGGAUCUGAUUUGAAAGAAGAAAUUAGUAGACUUCAUAUGCAAGACAAUGAUAUUGCAAAACUUGAGGCUAAAUUAGAAAAUGUACAGAGAUCUAUCGAUAGAUUGGUUAUGUCUCUUCCAAAUGUUAGCACACAGUGUAACGAGACUACACCAAAGUCCAACAGAGCAAAGAAGAAGAAGAGGAUGCUUCUUCCACUGGGUGUGAGCAACAUGAACAGACCAAAUCUGAUAAGAGCACCAUGCUCUCCCCACUCUUCUAGCAGGCCUUUAGAGCCAGAAGUUGAGAAUAGGGCUCCAGAGGGUGACACCGUGUCUCAUGAAGGUUCAGAAAGGGCUACUCCUACUAAGAGUGAAGAUACUGGAGAUAUAUCAUCACGUGAUGAAACCCCACGCUAUAGGCGAUCCAGCUCAGUGAACAUGAAAAAAAUGCAGAAGAUGUUCCAAAAUGCUGCUGAAGAGAAUGUUAGAAACAUCCGGGCUUACGUCACUGAACUGAAGGAGAGAGUUGCAAAACUUCAAUACCAAAAGCAGCUGCUCGUCUGUCAGGUCUUGGAGUUGGAAUCAAAUGAAGGCAAGACAAAUGACAUGGAAGACGAUUCAGAGGAAAAUGCAGGAUCUCUACAGGAUGGUCCUGAUUCAUGGGAUAAAUUAUUUAAGGAGCAGAUGCAGCACAUUAUCCAGCUGUGGGAUCUGUGUCAUGUAUCAAUCAUACAUAGGACCCAGUUCUACUUAUUAUUCAGGGGGGAUAGGGCCGAUCAGAUAUAUAUUGAAGUCGAGGUUAGAAGACUGUCAUGGUUGCAACAGCAUUUUGCUGAGGUAGGAGAUGCAAGUCCUGCAGCUGGUGAUGACUCUGCCAUCUCUUUAGCCUCAAGCAUUAAGGCGUUGAGGAAUGAGCGAGAAUUCCUCGCGAGAAGGAUGGGCUCAAGGCUGACAGAAGAAGAGCGAGAGCGCCUCUUCAUCAAAUGGCAGGUGCCACUGGAGGCGAAGCAGCGGAAGCUCCAGCUUGUGAACAGGCUUUGGACAGACCCCAACGACCAAGCUCACAUCGAGGAGAGCGCCGACAUAGUGGCCCGGCUGGUUGGUUUCUGUGAGGGUGGUAACAUCAGCAAGGAGAUGUUUGAGCUCAAUUUUGCAGUGCCUGCAAGUAGGAAGCCAUGGCUGUUGGGUUGGCAGCCCAUCUCAAACAUGAUCAGGGAGAAGACACAGCUUUGGUAAGCAGAGAUGUGUUCAGCUUCCUUACAAUGAGGUGUCAUACAAUCUCAUAAAAAUUGGUGCUCUGGACUGGUUGAUUUGACCAAAGGGGAGAAGUGGCUGAGCUUCUGGGUUGGUCAAGGCCAGGAUUGAUCAGGGUGAGAACUGAUGCGAGCAUGGUGCCAACAUGCUUGUCUGUGCAGAAUCAACUUCUCUUCAACCUGUAUUCUUUUAUCUCAAUCUCCAGUGUAGAGAGACUUGAAUGCUCUGAUAUUCUUUAUUAUGUAGUUUUAAGAAAUGAUCAUGUUUCAACUUCUCUCCAAAAUUUAUUGUCAUGUUCGUCUUGGUAUAUGGUUAAAAUGUGAAUUAUUUAGUGAAUGCGUUGAGGAAUAGUUUCACUACUGUCUCACGCAUACUCCCUUUGUCCCAAAAAAACGAAUUCUCCGGUU
This is a messenger RNA of Oryza brachyantha (malo sina), 3369 nucleotides long. RefSeq names its product kinesin-like protein KIN-7A. The record is from RefSeq and is a predicted model, not a curated record. NCBI's taxonomy places the organism in Eukaryota, Viridiplantae, Streptophyta, Magnoliopsida, Poales, Poaceae. The transcript has 14 exons. The coding region runs from base 80 to 2944 and encodes 954 amino acids. Gene Ontology annotation, biological process: microtubule-based movement. Gene Ontology annotation, molecular function: microtubule motor activity; microtubule binding; ATP binding.